GGUGUGGGGUUACAUGCUGGAUAGACUGAAAUUCAGGUUUAUCAGCGUGUUAGCGACUGAACAUUGCCCAGGGUGUGAUCACUUACUGUUAGGGCCCAUAAAAUUCAGAUGCUCGGAUUCGCUGAAACCAGAGGCAGGAGUCCAGCGGCAGAUGCACAUUCCAAAAAACAAGAUAACAGAGAUGCCGCGCGUUUCACAAGCCCGUGUGAAAACUUCUGGCUUAGAGCAAUGGUUGAUCCACGCAACAGCAAAAAUACUAAUCAGUGGGAACAUUGAAGACCGGACCAGCGCAGCAAAAUCUGACCCCAACUGUCCUCGACAUGGCUGAACGGGCGGGCAGGGGAGGAGUUCCAGUGACGUCAACAUCAGGAAAGGUCACAGGUAUGUCCUUCACAGGUCCGAGCUCAGUGAUCACCGAGCUCCUGGCAGGCUGCAACGACUCCCAGCUGCUGCAGCUGACGGAUUUCUACCGGGACAGGCUGGAGAAGGCGAUGGAAAGAGGAGUGUACGGAGUGAGCCUGGCGUUAAAGGAUGAGAAUCAGUUCAGCGGAGAGGAACAUCGUGUGAGUUUGGGUUUGAAUUUUCACACAUCAGAGGACUGAUGGCUGUCGGAUCUCUGACUCAUUGGAUAUUAAAUUAGAUAAAAGAACAACUGGGAAAUAAAUACUGUACAUACAACCACAGAAAUGUGAAUCUGAACCAGUGAUAGAAAGAGUUGAGAAGACCCCGCGAACUGAUGAGUGGCUGCUCAGUGUUCAGAGUGAGUUGAGCAAGUAACAGUUCUGUAGGCUCACAGUAUAAAAUGGAAAUAUGACAGGAGGUUUCGGUUUGGGAAGGCUGUACAGUGUGACGGCGGGAUGUCAGUGAGAACCGGGACAUCAUCAAUGGGUGCCACAGGAGUUCGAGUGUGUUCUGUUCUGGGCGGAGAUGAUUGUGUUACAAUCUGCAGCAGCAAAACGUAACGUGUGCAUGGGGGAAUACUGCCAUGUUGUAACGUGUAAUCACUGAAUACACCUCCACUGGAAAAGGCAAUGGAAAGGCAUCAGGUGUCAGCUGGCAAUCCGCUGUCAUGUUUGACACUGGCGGACAGAGCAAAUGAAUCACAUCAUUUUUUCUGCAACUUCUCUGAGAAUGUUUACUCUGCUAUAAAAAAAAAACCCUCCUGACUUCUUUCUUCCUCUGUGAUCUUUAUUUUCCGAUUUUUUUUUUUACACCGUCAACCCUGAUGAGGAAUUAUUUAUGGGAUUGAAGUUACUUCAAUGAAGCCGUCACAGACCAGCCAGGAUCUCAUUGACUGGUAAAGCAGCUUCACGGUGCAUGUUCCUCCGUGUGCUCUGAACUCACAAUGUACAGUCCAUGUCCAGACAAGGUCUGUACCCGUCCGGGUGACUGCUCAGUAUGAUCCCGUUACAGCGCACAUCAUUUACUUCUCAUUAUCUGUGUGAAUCUGUCGUUCCCUAUAUGUUCACCGUUACUCUUCACAGACAAUCUCUGAUCUCGCUGAUAAUGGAAAGAGGGCGGACAGUUCUAAACUCCUCCUGAGCCUGGUGAUGGAGAAAGGCUCCCGCGCCCGGAGGGCGAUGUGGUAAAACUUCGUGAAAAUGCGCAAUGUCGUCCCAAAGUUGGACAAAAUACUGAAAGAAAUUCAGGAACAUGGUUGUGUUCCGAUCCAUCGACCCGUCCCGGAGAUUCCCUGUGAGCUGAAAGAUCCGAGCUCAGUGAUCGCCGAACUCCUGGCGAGCUGGAAUGAUUCCCAGCUGCUGCAGCUGACGGAUUUCUACCUGGACAGGCUGGAGCAGGCGAUAGAAAGAGGGGUGCACGGAGUGAGCCUGGCGUUAACAGCUGAGAAUCAGUUCAGUGGAGCGGAACAUCAGACAAUCUCUGAUCUCGCUGAUAAUGGAAAGAGGGCGGACAGUUCUAAACUCCUCCUGAACCUGGUGAUGGAGAAAGGCUCCCGCGCCCAGAGGGUGAUGUGGGAAACCUUUGUGAAAAUGCGCAAUGUCGUCCCAAAGUUGGACAAAAUUAUGAAGGAAAUUCAGGAACAUGGUUGUGUUCCGAUAUAUCGACCCAUCCCGGAGAUUCCCAGUGAGCUGAAUGAUCCGAGCUUAGUGAUCACCGACCUCCUGGCAGGCUGGAACGACUCCCAGCUGCUGCAUUUGACGGAAUUCUACCGGGACAGGCUGGAGCAGGCGAUGGAAAGAGGGGUGCACGGAGUGAGUCUGGCGUUAACGGCCGAGAAUCAGUUCAGCGGAGAGGAACAUCGGAAAAUCUCAGAUCUUGCUGACCAGGGAGAGCGGGCGAACAGUUCUAAACUGCUCCUGAGCCUGGUGAUGGAGAAAGGCUCCCGCGCCCGGAGGGUGAUGUGGGAAACCUUUGUGAAAAUGCGGAAUGGUGUCCCAAAGCUGGACAAAAUAUUGAAGGAAAUACAGAUAUAUGGUUCUCAUCCCUCCUAUCGAUCAAAUCCUGCUCAAGGUUUACUCAAGAUUCUCAGUGAGCUGAAAGAUGUUCAACAGAAACACAAGGAGACUCUGCGGACACAAACUGAGACACUGAGAGUGAACACGAUCCUGAUGAGGGAGAAGGUGAAGGUUUUCCAGCUGGUUGAUCGAUACGCUGAGCUCACGGUCAUUUCUACUGUCCGAGAUCGGAGACUGGUGGAACAUGAGCUGCUGGCGAGAGGCAGAGACCACGAGGAGUGGAGAGAAAAACAUCUCCGCAGAGAGCUGGAAAAACUCCGGACUGAUCAGUUCUUCCAGAGCAGCUUUUCCUGGAGUAAAUCCAAAUCUGGGAGUUCGGCAGCAGUGGCCGGAGUCCCGGGGAUCGGGAAAACAACAAUGGUACAAAAGAUUAUUUAUGACUGGGCCACGGGGAAAAUAUAUCAAAAGUUCCAUUUUGUCUUCAGUUUCCAAUUCCGGAAUUUAAACUCCAUUAACUGCAGAAUAAACCUGAAGGAACUGAUUCUGGAUCAGUAUCCAUACUUUCAGAAUAUCCUGAGAGAGGUUUGGAAGAACCCAGAGGGAUUGCUGUUUAUAUUCGAUGGUUUGGAUGAAUUCAAUGACAAAAUUAAUUUUGCUCACUGUCGGAGAGACUCAGAACCUCAGUCCACAUGCACAGAUCCUGAAUUCAAGUGCAAGGUGUCUGACAUUGUGUACAGUUUAAUCCAGCACAAGCUGCUCCCAGGGUGUUCAGUGCUGGUGACCACCCGUCCCACUGCGUUACAUUUAUUGGAAAAGGCAGAUAUCGGUAUCUGGGCUGAAAUCUUGGGAUUUGUUAGUGAGGAACGAAAAGAAUAUUUCUUCAGGCACUUUGAAGAUCAGACGGUGGCAGCAGCUGUUUUCAAAUACGUGGAGGAGAACGAGAUCCUGUACACCAUGAGCUACAACCCCUCCUACUGCUGGAUCCUCGCGCUGGCACUGGGCCCCUUCUUCACACAAAGAGUCAGGGACCCGCAGCGAGUUCCCAAGACCAUAACCCAACUGUACUCCUACUAUAUUUACAACAUCCUGAAAAACCACGGCCGUGAGAUUGAGAACCCCCGUGAUGUGUUACUGAGGGUUGGUCAGAUGGCCUUCAGAGGAGUUUUCGAUAAGAAGAUUGUGUUUACAGAUGGAGAUUUGAUCAACUACAAUCUGCAGCAUUCCCAAUUCCUGUCCGGCUUCCUGAUGGAGCUUUUGGAAAGAGACGAUUCGGCCCGCAGCGUGGUGUACACAUUCCCACACCUCACCAUCCAAGAGUUUGUUGCUGCAGUCGCACUAUUUCUGAAUCCACAUCCCGGGAAUAUCCUGAAAUCCCUCACUGAAGCCCACAACACGACAGAUGGGCGAUUUGAUGUUUAUCUCCGUUUUGUUGCUGGUCUGUCCUCCCCAAUGACAGCUCGGGGCCUGGAGGAGUUUCUGGGUCCAUUUCCUCAUGAAACAACCUGCCGGGUGAUUGACUGGGUGAAGGAGCAGGUUAAACGCCAGUGUGGAAACACAGAGAGUGCAGCUGGUAAAAGGAGCCUCCUGAACACAUUGCACUACUUAUUUGAGUCUCAGAAUAGCGGGCUGGCUCAGGCCGCACUGGGAUCUGUGGAAACACUUUCAUUCUGUGGUAUGACGCUGACCCCGAUUGACUGCGCUGUCCUGUCUCAUGCCAUCGGACUCUGUGAUACAAUAAAACACCUCGCCCUAGGGAACUGCCAGAUUCAGUGUGAAGGAAUCCAGCGGCUGGGACCCGGGCUGCACAAAUGCCAAAAGUUGAGACUUGGGGGGAAUGACCUGGGAGAUUCAGGAGUGAAACUGGUGUUUGCGGCUCUGAGGAACCCCGAGUGUAAAAUACAGAAACUGCAGCUGGAGAGAGUUGGUCUCACAGAUUCUGGUGUCGAGGAUCUCGCCUCCGCUGUCAGUACAAACCGAUCACUGACGGAGCUGAGCCUGGGAUCAAACACACUCACAGACGUAUCCGUCCCCGCUCUCCACCGCCUCAUAAUGACCCUCCCGAGUCUGGAGUGGAUCCAGCUGACGGGGAAUCGGUUCAGUGAGACCGGGAAAAAGGAACUGAGAUCUCUGCAGGAAUCCAGACCCGGAUUGUCAGCGAGUCAGUGAGUGUAUGAACAGUUGAAUGUGUGAAUAUCUCCGCCCGAGGGAUGGGGACAUUUUGGUCGAUUCCUCGCCCUCCCCUUAAACCAACGCUCUCCAGGUUUAAUUCCGAACCGUUCUAACGGAACUGGCUCCGGUCUAACGCUCUGUGACCAUGUCGCGGUGACGUUAUUUCACCACACUUUCAGCAGCGCUGCUACCGCUGGGUGACAGGAUUCUGGAGCUCCUCCAAGUGGAUCACGUGGGAUUACACAGGCAAAGAGAACCCGGGGGCUGGGGCUCAGUCUUCGACACCCAUGGCCUGGGGUGGGAUUAUCGGGGGAGAGAAUCAUUUUUCUCCCUUUGCUGCGGAUGGUGCAUUCGGUAGACUGGCUGAUAUAAUAAUGUUAGACAGGGAAACACCUUGGUAGAGACGCUGGAUCUGCAGUUACUUAACACAUGGCCCUGAAGUGUGAUUUUAUAAUCAUCGGUUCCCCGAUGCAGUGUGACGGUGAGAAACUGGACUGAUUAUUCAAAUUGUCUCGCUUUGUCACUGAUCAGUUAAUUGUGUGUGACUCCGAGUGAAUCGGGAGUAGUUUAUUUAUUUGUUUAUUCAUACACGCCAUCAGCUCACAAAUUGUCUAAUUUAAUUUAUAUUUUGUCAUAAUUAAAAUUAAUAAACCUCUUUAAC
This is a messenger RNA of Mobula hypostoma (lesser devil ray), 5247 nucleotides long. Its product is annotated as NACHT, LRR and PYD domains-containing protein 3-like. The record is from RefSeq and is a predicted model, not a curated record. Gene Ontology annotation, biological process: positive regulation of inflammatory response. Gene Ontology annotation, cellular component: cytoplasm. Gene Ontology annotation, molecular function: protein binding. The coding region runs from base 1602 to 4583 and encodes 993 amino acids. NCBI's taxonomy places the organism in Eukaryota, Metazoa, Chordata, Chondrichthyes, Myliobatiformes, Myliobatidae. The transcript has 14 exons.